AUGGGCUCCUUACCAUCUCCUACCUGGAAACAACUCGAUAUCGCCAUAAUAGGCGGCGGAAUCGGUGGUAUGUCAUCAGCUAUUGCUCUCCGUCGAGCAGGCCACAAGGUGACAAUCUACGAACGAGCAGAUUUCGCUGGGGAAGCUGGAGCUUCCAUCUCUUGUGCAGCCAAUGGUACGCGCUGGCUAAACGAGUGGAAAGUCAACUUGACCAAAGGCGAUGGGGUCAUCUUGCAAAGACUCAUCAGUCGAGAUUGGACGACUGGACUUGUGGAAUUUGAGAGCGGUAAGACAGCAAAACACGACCUUGUAAUUGGCGCAGAUGGCGUAGGUUCCACUGUUCGUGGUAUCCUUGGUAUCUGGCCAGACAGGCGACCUGCCAAAUCCAGUUGCUUACACGCCAACGUUCGUACCGAAGACGCCGUAGCAGCUGGCCUUGUGGACCUCUCCAAAGACCAAGCGUUGCAGUUCUGGGGAGGUCAGGGAGAGAUCUGGGACAAGAUUGUCCUGUCUCCAUGUCGUGGUGGCAAGCUCUUGUCCUACUAUUGUUUCUUUCCGCGGGAAAAGGGUGAUUAUGUGAAUCAAACUUGGGGAGAGGAAGAAAAGCCCGUGGACGAGUUACUCGCCCCAUUUCCCACCCUGGACCCACAGGUUCGAGGCCAUUUGGCUUUAGGCAAGGAUAUUCACCCAUGGAGACUAUGGGUACAUGAACCUUAUCCAUACAUUGCAAAAGAUGCAGUCUGCUUGGUAGGCGAUGCAGCUCACCCGAUGAUGCCGCACCAAAGUCAGGCUGCCUGUAUGGCGAUAGAAGAUGCAGCUGCUCUAGGGAUUCUCUUUAGCGAGGAAUAUUUCACCGGAAGUGUUUCCGAGACACUUUGUUUAUAUCAAGCAGUCCGUCUGCAAAGAGUAACAAAGGUUCAAGCAGCGGCCCAGAGAGCGUCAGAGAACAUCAAUGAACGAAUCGGAUUCUCCAGCAAUGUUGAUAAUCCGGUCUACAAGGUAAAGAGCGAACAGGACAAGUUGACUAUCGAAGAGAUGAACGGUUACGAUAUGCAUAUGCAUAUCUUGGAACUAAUUUGCAAGAAGAUGGGACAGCAUUUUGCGCAUAAGUAUAUCCGAGGCCUGCCGAUUGGAUUGAAACUGUCAAAUGGGUUCGUUGUUGGUAGUGAAGAUUGGUCCCAUGAUUAG
Fusarium poae is the source of this 1188-nucleotide messenger RNA. RefSeq lists its product as uncharacterized. The transcript has 6 exons. Lineage: Eukaryota; Fungi; Ascomycota; Sordariomycetes; Hypocreales; Nectriaceae. The record is from RefSeq and is a predicted model, not a curated record. Gene Ontology annotation, molecular function: FAD binding; monooxygenase activity. Bases 1 to 1188 code for a protein of 395 amino acids.